Molecule: messenger RNA, 635 nt
Organism: Phaeodactylum tricornutum CCAP 1055/1
Lineage: Eukaryota; Bacillariophyta; Bacillariophyceae; Surirellales; Neidiaceae
Exons: 3
Coding region: 96-605 (169 amino acids)
Biological process (GO): SCF-dependent proteasomal ubiquitin-dependent protein catabolic process
Cellular component (GO): cytoplasm; nucleus
Molecular function (GO): cullin family protein binding
Source: RefSeq, a predicted model, not a curated record
AUUGGCUCUCGCUACAUCAACUGUUUACCCCUGGAAAGUAACAUUUCGUUCGCAAUCUCUUUCAGUAUCACCUUAUAGAGCACUCCAGCAUCAAAAUGAUGGAUGUCGAGCAAGAAACAACAGUGAAUCUUAUAUCUAAAGACGGAGAUUCCUUUUCUGUCCCCCUUGCCGUCGCUAAGAUGUCGGAGCUUGUCAAGGGUAUGAUCGACGAGGAUGCUGAAGACGAAGGUGACAAAAUUGAAAUUCCGCUACCCAAUGUCAAGUCGCAAGUUUUGAACAAGGUAAUCGAAUUCUGCGAACACCAUCUACAGGAACCUAUGACGGAAAUUGAAAAGCCGCUCAAGUCUCAAGUCAUGGCCGAUGUGGUCCAAAAAUGGUAUGCCGAUUUUGUUGACGUGGAGCAAGUCUUACUUUUCGAGCUUAUUCUAGCGGCGAAUUACAUGGAUAUUAAACCUUUGCUGGAUCUGACGUGCGCGACUGUGGCUGGCAUGAUCAAAGGAAAGACGCCGGAAGACAUUCGUCAGACCUUUGGAAUUCAGAACGAUUUCUCACCGGAAGAAGAAGCCCAAGUGCGCGAGGAGAAUAAAUGGUGCGAAGAAGCCUAAGGAAGUCGUAUAGCUUCUACCUUUGUCCAU